Molecule: messenger RNA, 711 nt
Organism: Seminavis robusta
Lineage: Eukaryota; Bacillariophyta; Bacillariophyceae; Naviculales; Naviculaceae
Source: the annotation of a GenBank genome assembly
AUGGGCCAUCUGCACAUUUUGAAGUAUGCUCAUCAACAUGGCUGUCCAUGGGAUGAAGAUGUAUUUCGCGAGGCUGCAGUCAAUUGCAAGUUGGAUGCUCUGAUGUAUCUUCAUGAAAAUGGGUGCCCCUGGGGCCCUUUGGUGAGUGCUGCUGCUGCUAGACGCGGACGUCUGGACAUUUUGAAGUAUCUACACGAAAAUGGAUGCCCAUGCAAUGAAGAAGUAUUCCGAGCAGCUGCCAAGUGUGGCACUUUGCGGAUUCUGAUGCUUUCCCAUGAAAUUGGGUGUCCGUGGAAUGAGAUGACAUGCCGUAAUGCUGCUCGAAAGGGCCGUUUGGAUGCUCUGAAAUAUCUACAUGAGAAUGUGUGCCCCUGGGACCAACGGACGUGCUCUGCUGCUGCUAGCGGAGGGCAUCUGGACAUCUUGAAGUAUGCUCAUGAGCUUGGCUGUCCCUGGGAUGCAUACGCAUGCCGUGAGGCUGCUAGUCAUGGAAAGUUGGAGAUUCUAAAGUAUCUACACGAGCAUGGCUGUCCUUGGAAUUCAGACACAAGCCAUGCUGCUGGCCGCUACAACCGUGUGGAAAUGCUAAAGUAUCUGCAGGAAAAAGGGUGCCCAGGGUGGGAAGACUACUUCGAUGGUGAGAAUCUUUUGGACCAACAAUCUGAUGAGUCCACCUCGGGCGAAGAAUCUGAUUGGGACUACCUAAUCUAG